Siniperca chuatsi (mandarin fish) is the source of this 1897-nucleotide messenger RNA. Its product is annotated as biotinidase-like. The coding region runs from base 154 to 1731 and encodes 525 amino acids. NCBI's taxonomy places the organism in Eukaryota, Metazoa, Chordata, Actinopteri, Centrarchiformes, Sinipercidae. Gene Ontology annotation, molecular function: hydrolase activity, acting on carbon-nitrogen (but not peptide) bonds, in linear amides. The transcript has 6 exons. The record is from RefSeq and is a predicted model, not a curated record.
UGUAAAACAGGGAGCUGCACAAACGACUACCAUGUUGAUCCAGAUCUACACAGUAAACACAACACUAUUUCGCAAGGGGAGCUUCUUAUCUCUGCAGGACUUCUGACCUCUCAGGUGUUAUGGUGUAACUAGUCCAUCUGGGUUACACCAUUCAUGUCUCUCAGCGAGGAAACAAUGUUUUUGUUCAUUGUCAGUUUUUAUUUAACGUUGGCCAUUGUUCAAACAGGGCCCGUUGUGGACUCUUCGUAUGUUGCUGCUGUGUACGAGCACAACUUAAUCCUGAACCCGGAGCCUCGUGUCCCCCUGUCCAGGCCCGCUGCCCUACAACACAUGCAGAAAAACCUGGAUAUCUACGAGGAGCAGGCUGCCCGGGCCGCUCAGCAGGGUGCCCAGAUCCUGGUUUUUCCAGAAGAUGGCCUUCAGGGUUUCAACUUCAGCCGUUCGUCCAUCUCUGGCUACCUAGAAACCAUUCCUGACCCCCAGCAGGAGAGCUGGAACCCCUGCACAGAGCCAGACAAAUACAACAACACUGAGGUUCUCCAGCGGUUGAGCUGUAUGGCCCGUCGUUACAACCUCUACCUGGUGGCCAACAUGGCUGACCUGCAGCCCUGCCCCCUGAAGACCGACCCCUCCUCCUGUCCCCCUGAUGGACGCUGGCAGUUCAACACCAAUGUGGUUUUCAGUUCAGAUGGCCUGCUGGUGGCGCGCUACCAUAAACAAAACCUCUACUUUGAGGAGUCCUUUGACACCCCGCCGAAAGCUGAGAUCAUAACGUUUGAGACGCCUUUUGCUGGGAGGUUUGGCCUCAUGAUCUGCUUUGACAUCCUGUUCCACGAUCCCACAGUUGCCCUGGUGGAGAGGGGAGUGCGACAGCUCAUCUUUCCCACAGCCUGGAUGAACCAGCUCCCCCUACUGGACACGAUCCAGUUCCAGCGGGCGUUCAGCUUGGGUGCCAAUGUCACCCUGCUAGCGGCCAACAUUCGUAACGACCGACUGAUCAUGACAGGAAGUGGUAUCUACACCCCUUUUUCUGCCACCUACCACCACGCCCAGAGAGGAGACCCAGAGGAGGGCAGGCUGUUGGUGGCCAGGGUGCCAGUCUUAGACCCACUGUGGGCGGGGCAGAGCGUGGCCACGGAGGAGGGUGUAGUUAUGGCUGAGUCCACAUCAUCUACAGCUACAGACUCUGGAGUCUGUCACCAGGAGAGCUGUUUUGUUUCUCCUCGUCCUGAAACCGCUUCUUCAGUCCCUCUCUCCUCCACCUUCAUCUCAUCCAUGAUGUACGACCCAUUUACCUUUGUCCUCUUAAACGAGACAGUGGGUGAAGUGAACGUGUGUAAUGGCACCUUUUGCUGUCACCUGCAGUACCGGCAGCUACCUCAAGGAAGCAGUAAAGAGCUCUACGCAUUGGGAGCGUUUGCUGGAACACACACUGUCAAUGGACGCUACGCCCUGCAGGUGUGCGCAAUAGUCCGCUGUGCAGGGUUGGACGUCAGUUCCUGUGGACAGGAAGUGGAAGAGGCUGAGUCUAAAAUGGACUUCCUGUUGGAAGGGAAGUUUGGGACCAGAUAUGUGUACCCAUCAGUUUUGGCUAGCAAGAUGGUCCUGGAGCAGCCCGAGCAUCUGGAAAAAGCUGCAGAUGGCAGAGUGACCAUGAAACACUCAAACAUGACUGGUGGGCUGGUCACUGCCUGUCUGUACGGACGAAUGUAUCACCUGGACAGUGAAUGAACUGCUUUGGAAUAGAUGUAUGUGUCAGGAGAAAAACAUCAAGUACAUUUAAAAAACUGAUGUAUAAAUGUUAAUGUUCUGACCAAGACUGACAAUGACAAUUCAGCAGUUGCAUGUGUCUUCUGUCAUAUACACACACUGCAAUAAAUCAAAACAAAUAUCUUUA